AUGUAUCUCAAGGCAGCCUGCAGUGAGAUCCCUGUGUCUAGGCAGAGAGGGGGGCCAAGGCUGGAACGCAUCCCCAGUACCAUCCAGCAGAGGCAGGGGGCAGGAACCAGGGUGUACCCCUCAAGCCCUACCAGCUGCCUUCCAGGAAGCUUCGAUGCCAGCAAAGUUCGAGAGCAGCAAAGUUUGGAGGAGCUUCUUCAUGUACAGAGCCAUUUUUUCCAGGCGUCUCCCCAGCCUUGUGUCAGCAUGGUCUACAGGAAUCUGGGGAAAUCUGGGUUGCGGGUUUCCUGUCUGGGGCUUGGCACGUGGGUGACAUUUGGAGGUCAGAUCUCUGAUGAGGUGGCAGAGCAAUUGAUGACUAUCGCCUAUGAGAGCGGGGUCAACCUUUUCGACACGGCUGAAGUGUACUCCGGGGGGAAGGCAGAGAUAAUCCUGGGAAACAUCAUCAAGAAAAAGUGCUGGAGGAGAUCCAGCCUGGUGAUCACCACAAAGCUCUACUGGGGGGGAAAAGCAGAGACAGAAAGAGGCCUCAACAGAAAACACAUCAUUGAAGGUUUAAGGGGGUCCCUCCAGAGGAUGCAACUUGAGUACGUGGAUGUGGUUUUUGCUAACCGACCAGACAGCAACACUCCAAUGGAGGAGAUUGUGAGAGCGAUGACACAUGUGAUCAACCAGGGGAUGGCCAUGUACUGGGGGACGUCACGGUGGUCUGCCAUGGAGAUCAUGGAAGCAUACUCGGUGGCCAGACAGUUUAAUCUUAUUCCACCAGUGUGUGAGCAGGCUGAGUAUCACUUCUUCCAGAGGGAUAAAGUGGAAACCCAGCUACCAGAGCUCUACCACAAGAUAGGCGUAGGUGUGGUCUCUUGGUCCCCUUUGGCCUGUGGAAUCAUCACUGGAAAAUAUGAGAAUGGAGUCCCAGAAUCUUCCAGGGCCGCAAUGAAGCCGUACCAGUGGCUGAGGGAGAAAAUAAUGAGUGAAGAUGGAAGAAAACAGCAAGCCAAGCUUAAAGAACUGGCUCAUAUCGCGGAGAAACUCAGCUGUACUUUACCACAGCUAGCCAUAGCCUGGUGCCUGAGGAAUGAAGGAGUCAGCUCAGUACUGUUGGGAUCCUCAAAUCCAACCCAGUUAACAGAGAACCUGGGAGCCAUUCAGGUAAUUCCAAAGAUGACGGCAGGCAUUGCCACAGAAGUGGAUCAUAUACUGGGCAAUCGUCCACACAAUAAAAAGGACUACCAACAUUAGGAUGGACCCCCUUUUAGCAAACUAUGCUCCAAAAGCUUAUCAAAGCUCACUCUCACAGCCAUAGCACAAUAAGUCCGUGCCCAACUUUGCUCGUGUGCGCGUAUGACUGUGUGUGUGUGACUGUGUAAAGUGCUCUGCUUGGCUCAUCGUGUAUAUGAAGAUCAACCAGUACUCAUUGUUGUGAAAGUGAGCUACUUGACAAAGCAUGCAUGCUACAACUAUAGCAGACAGCCACUGGACUCAGUCUGAACAACAGCUAGAAGAUCCAAUGAGAUGAUUUAUUGUGUGAAGUUAUUUUCUGCUCCAACAAACUGUGCAGAAACUGCUGAGCUAUUUAUUCCAAGAAGCAAAAUAUUAGAUUGUUGGAGAAUAAAUCUUAGUGUAAGCAUGGGCCGGUUACUAAUUAUAACAAGAAUGAUUUUCUGUGAAGAUGGGUGUCAGUAUAUUAAGUUUAAAGGCACUUAUUGUCCCAAAAAAGCAUCAUAUAAGCUCAUGGCAGCACAGUAAUAUACAACAAAAAGAUGAGGUGUAUCAAAUUGUACCUGAUGUUCGAGAAAUAUAAUUUACUGGAUGGUUGUGAUGUGUUGAAAAAAAUCAGUGAUGACUUGUGUAAUUGGGCCUGGUCUCAGCAGACUGGAUGCUAUGCUAACACUUCCCAUUGCAGCUGGAGCUGAUCUGUCAACGUGAUGAAUUGUUUUAGUACUGAAUGAAAUGAAAUUCUGCACACUAUGUUGUUGCAAAUACCAAGAGAGCUAAGUUUCAAAAACAUCUGUACUGACUGUUAUAUAUGUUCCUUGAUUAAGCUGUUCGGUAAAAAAAAAAAACACUUUUCAUCUCCUCGUGUUUCUUUUUUCCUCUGUACUUAUGAUGCAAAAGUACGGUAGUGUACUUUCCUAUUGUGCCCCUUAACUUCCGUAUAAUUUAAACUCUGCCAGACUUCCUGUCAGUGGUGAUAAUGUCUGAUUCAUUUAAUUUGCAUCCAUGUUGUGGCUAAAACUUUUGUUGAGUUAAAACGGGGGAGAUGAUCUCCCUGAGGGGAGCUUAUGGAUUUAACAAACAAAGCCAUGUAGCUAACGAAGAGACUCAGUAAUAAAUAACACCAUAUGGACCCCUGAAGUCAUUGCACCAUGAACACACUCAAAUCUUACCCAACUCCUCUCAGAUGCCAGUUUUACAUACUAGGAUUGUCUUUGUUAUGUCCCGUCUGUUCAGACAUGUAUUUUGGUGUUGUUCUUCAGGUUUGUACAUACAAAUAAAGAGCUUAUAAUUCUCAUGUGA
Scomber scombrus (Atlantic mackerel) is the source of this 2520-nucleotide messenger RNA. RefSeq names its product potassium voltage-gated channel subfamily A regulatory beta subunit 1b (gene kcnab1b). The transcript has 14 exons. Gene Ontology annotation, cellular component: voltage-gated potassium channel complex; juxtaparanode region of axon; membrane. Gene Ontology annotation, molecular function: potassium channel regulator activity; transmembrane transporter binding; voltage-gated potassium channel activity. NCBI's taxonomy places the organism in Eukaryota, Metazoa, Chordata, Actinopteri, Scombriformes, Scombridae. The record is from RefSeq and is a predicted model, not a curated record. Gene Ontology annotation, biological process: negative regulation of delayed rectifier potassium channel activity; transmembrane transport; potassium ion transport. Bases 1 to 1242 code for a protein of 413 amino acids.